This is a messenger RNA of Cyphomyrmex costatus, 1628 nucleotides long. RefSeq names its product UDP-glucuronosyltransferase 2B20. The record is from RefSeq and is a predicted model, not a curated record. The coding region runs from base 45 to 1628 and encodes 527 amino acids. Gene Ontology annotation, molecular function: UDP-glycosyltransferase activity. The transcript is spliced from 5 exons. NCBI's taxonomy places the organism in Eukaryota, Metazoa, Arthropoda, Insecta, Hymenoptera, Formicidae.
UGAAAAUUAAUUUUUACUAAGUUUUACUUAUUAUCAACAGUAAAAUGAAACCGAUUACCGAAAUGACAUUUUGGAUAGCGUGUUUUGCAUAUAUUGCUACUCCAAUAGAAACUGCAAGGAUCUUAGCAAUUAUUCCACUACCAUCUUAUAGUCACCAAAUUCCUUAUCGACUAUUAUGGACCACUUUAAGCCGGAGAGGACACGAAAUCAUCGUCUUAACAACUGAUCCAAUCAAUGACCCCAGUUUGACCAAUUUGACAGAAAUCAACUUUAAAUCGAAUUACAAACUAAUUAAAAAACUAAAUUUUAUUGAAUAUAUGGAGUAUAGCCAUACAUGGCUAGAUAUAUUACGCAAACAAUUAUGGCCGUUGUGUCAUGAAAUAACAGAAAACAUUUAUAAGCAUCCGGAAGUACGUAAGAUGUACGAACCGAAUAGUGAUACAAAAUUCGACGUAGUAAUUGUAGAAACUAUAAAAUCACCCAGCAUGUAUGCCUUAGCAUAUAGAUUUAACGCACCACUUAUAGGUGUUUCAACAUUUGGAUUGUACAAUCAUAACUAUUACCUACUCGGUGCACCUGUUCUGCCAUCACAUUCUUCGGCUUGGGAAAUGGAAGAUACCGUUUUUAAUCAAUCGUUGUGGCAGAGAAUUAAGAAUUUCAUUCGUCAAUGGUAUCACAUAUAUUGUACAUUAAAUCAUUAUUAUUCUAAGCAGCAAGCCAUAGCAGAAAAAUAUCUUGGAAAAAAUAUACCGGACAUAAGUGACAUCGAAAGAAAUAUAAGUUUUGUUUUCCACAAUCAACGAGAAACUCUUUCAUUUGUUAGACCACGUACACCAAAUGUUAUGUCAUUUGGAAAUUUUCAUAUUUCAAGAAAACCUAUAGCUUUACCAAAAAAUUUGAAUGAAUUUAUAACAGAUGCACCUAAUGGAUUUAUCUAUAUGAGUUUAGGCACAAAUGUUCGAUUCUCAUCAUUAUCGGAGCAUAUACAAAGCACAUUUCGAGAUGUAUUUGCAAGCUUGCCAUAUAAAAUCCUAUGGAAACAUGAUAGCGAAUUACCAAAUAAACCAGACAAUAUCUUUAUUGCUAAAUGGUUUCCUCAACAGAGCAUUCUCGCUCAUCCAAACAUUAAAUUAUUCAUAUAUCAAGGUGGUCUUCAAAGCACGGAAGAAGCUGUAUAUUAUACAGUACCACUCUUAGGAUUACCAGUUCUAGCUGAUCAGUAUAGUCAAAUUAAGAAAAUGGUAUCUUUAGGAGUUGCAAAAUAUUUAAAUAUUAUAGACAUAUCAAGAGAAAAUCUGAAUGAAUCUAUAAUAGAUAUUUUAUAUGAUGAAGGAUAUAAAAAAAGAAUGCUCAAAGUUAAAGCGCUUAAUGAAGAUAAGCCUUAUGAUAUACUAGAACAUGUCAUUUGGUGGAUUGAAUUCAUCAUUCGUCAUAAGGGUGCUUCUCAUCUUCGUACCAAUAUUGGUCAUGAUCCUUGGUAUCAAAGACACGAUAUGGACGUCAUAGCAAUUUUAUCAAUUAUCAUAUUUACAACAUUAAUUUGUACACUAGUAGCUAUUUAUAAAUUGUUAAAAAUCAUAUUUAAUCUUACAAAAAUAAUAGUAAUUACAAAGAAAAAGAUUGAUUAA